AUGUCCCUUCAUGCCAGGGAAGUUUCAGCUGAGCAUGCUCAGACGCAUGGGAGGCACCAGGCUCCAGCAGAACUCCUUCCGAGGAGCAAGGAGGACACGUCUAAGAACGCAACUGCCGCAAACCUGCAGGUCUCUCCUCCGCUACUGGACACCUGUCUAGCUCAGAUUGAUGGCAAUGUGGCUCCUACUUCAUGUCAUCACCCUGACGGAGGUCAAAGCCUCUGUUUCUCCGCUCCCUCCAACCCUGCCACAUCCCAUCCUGACUCCCAGGGCUGCUCCAUCAACGGUGUCCAUGCCUGUGUCUGUAUUUCCACUCGGGGAUCCGUCCCUUUCAAUGUCGUACUGGCUGAUGGCAGUAUGGUGGUUCCUCUGUGCCCCAAAGGGUACUUUCCUUGUGGGAAUCUCACCAAGUGCUUACCCCGAGCCUUUCACUGUGAUGGCGUGGACGAUUGCGGGAACGGUGCUGACGAGGACAGCUGUGGUGACACUAGUGGAUGGGCGACCAUAUUUGGCACAGUCCAUGGAAAUGUCAAUAAAGUGACAUUAACACAGGAGUGCUUUCUCAGCCAGUAUCCGCCACACUGUUCCUGUAGAGAGAACGAACUGGAAUGCAUGAACGCUGAGUUAAAAGCUGUGCCAAAGGUUUCUAGCAAUGUGACAUUACUAUCUCUUAAGAAAAACAAAAUCCACAGUCUUCCAGUGAACGUUUUCAGGAAGUACACAGAGCUCAAAAAGAUAUACCUCCAGCACAACUGCAUCACACGCAUAUCCAGGAAAGCAUUUUCUGGAUUAUAUAAUCUACGAAUACUAUAUCUCAGCCAUAACUGCAUAACAGCUCUCAGGCCUGGAAUAUUCAAAGACUUGCAUCAGCUCUCUUGGCUAAUUUUAGACGACAAUCCAAUCAGCAGAGUCUCGCAGAGGUCCUUUACUGGAUUAAGCUCCUUGUUCUUCUUGUCCAUGGUGAGUAACCAGCUAGAAGGCCUUCCUGAACGUCUGUGUGCCCAGAUGCCUCAACUCAACUGGAUGGAUCUGGCAAACAAUGAAAUAAAGUACCUAAAGAACUCCACCUUCCUUUCGUGCGACUCGCUCACGGUUCUGUUUCUGCCUAGAAAUCAAAUUGGAUUUGUUCCAAACAAGACAUUUUCUUCAUUAAAAAAUUUAGGAGAACUGGACUUGUCUAGCAAUAUGAUAACGGAACUACCAGCUCACAUUUUCAGCGACUUGCAUCUUCUCCAGAAACUGAACCUGUCGUCCAAUCCUCUUCUGUAUAUCCACCAGAACCAGUUUGGAAGUCUCAAACAACUUCAGUCUCUAGAUCUGGAAAGGAUAGAGAUUCCAAACAUAAACCCCGGCAUGUUCCAGUCCAUGAAGAACCUCUCGCACAUUUACUUGAAAGCCUUUCGAUACUGCUCCUAUGUUCCCCAUGUCCGAAUCUGUAUGCCCUCGACUGACGGCAUUUCUUCAUCUGAGGACCUCUUGGCUAACAAUAUCCUCAGAGUGUCUGUCUGGGUUAUAGCUCUCAUUACCAGCGUUGGGAAUUUCCUUGUCAUUGCCGUGAGAUCUCUUAUUAAGGCUGAAAAUACGACUCACGCUAUGUCCAUCAAAAUCCUUUGUUGUGCCGACUGCCUCAUGGGGGUAUACCUGUUCUUCGUGGGCGCCUUUGACAUCAAGUACCGAGGGCAGUAUCAGAAGUACGCGCUGCUGUGGAUGGAGAGUGUACCCUGCCGCCUCCUGGGCUUCCUGGCCAUGCUGUCCACGGAGGUGUCGGUGCUGCUGCUGACUUUCCUGACCCUGGAGAAGUUCCUGGUCAUCGUCUACCCUUUCAGCAACCUGCGCCCGGGCAAGCGCCAGACUGUGGUGGCCCUCGGCAGCGCUUGGGGGCUGGGAUUUCUCAUAGCGGCCAUUCCCUUCACCAGCGAGGAUUAUUUUGGCAACUUUUAUGGGAAAAAUGGAGUUUGCUUCCCACUUCAUUAUGACCAAGCAGAAGAUUUUGGAAGUAGAGGGUACUCCCUUGGGAUUUUCCUAGGUGUGAACUUGCUGGCUUUCUUCGUCAUUGUGUUCUCCUAUGUCGCCAUGUUCUGCUCUAUCCAGAAAACAGCCCUUCAGACUGAAGUGAGGAACCACAUCCGGAAGGAAGUGGCCGUUGCAAACCGCUUCUUCUUUAUCGUGUUCUCGGAUGCCAUCUGCUGGAUUCCUGUGUUUGUCGUUAAAACCCUGUCUCUCCUUAAAGUGGAGAUACCAGGUACUAUCACUUCCUGGAUAGUAGUGUUUUUCCUCCCGGUAAACAGCGCCCUGAACCCCAUCCUCUACACUCUCACCACCUCGGUUUUUAAGGACAAGUUGAAACAGUUGCUGCACAAGCACCGGAGGAAAUCGAUUUUCAAAGUCAAAAAGAAAAGUUUAUCCACCUCCAUUGUGUGGACCGAUGACUCCUCGCUUAGACUCGGAGUUCUGAACAGAAUAGCCCUUCGGGACAGUAUAAUGAAGCCAGUCUCCCCUUAGUGGUUUUGGGUCACGGGAC
Microtus ochrogaster (prairie vole) is the source of this 2521-nucleotide messenger RNA. It is a transcript of the gene Rxfp2, whose product is annotated as relaxin family peptide receptor 2. Gene Ontology annotation, cellular component: plasma membrane. The record is from RefSeq and is a predicted model, not a curated record. Gene Ontology annotation, molecular function: protein binding; G protein-coupled peptide receptor activity. NCBI's taxonomy places the organism in Eukaryota, Metazoa, Chordata, Mammalia, Rodentia, Cricetidae. Gene Ontology annotation, biological process: activation of adenylate cyclase activity; adenylate cyclase-activating G protein-coupled receptor signaling pathway; hormone-mediated signaling pathway. The coding region runs from base 1 to 2502 and encodes 833 amino acids. The transcript is spliced from 19 exons.